Messenger RNA from Benincasa hispida (wax gourd), 1228 nucleotides. RefSeq names its product heavy metal-associated isoprenylated plant protein 8-like. The record is from RefSeq and is a predicted model, not a curated record. Gene Ontology annotation, molecular function: metal ion binding. Lineage: Eukaryota; Viridiplantae; Streptophyta; Magnoliopsida; Cucurbitales; Cucurbitaceae.
UCAGAUUUGCAGAUUGUUCAACUUUCAAACCCCUUCUCUUCUCCCACACCCAUAAAUCCACACUCUCACACACAAACACAAACAAAAACAAAACCAGAGAGAGAGAGGGAAAAAAAAAAAGAGGAAAAAGAAGCUGAAGCCAAACAGAACCCAACUCCACAUUGCUUCAAUUUGGAGCUUCAAUUGCCAUUCCAAAACUCAUUACUCUCAGAAGGCUCAGCCAUGGGUGAAGAAAUCAAGAAGAAUGAAGAAGGUGAAGAUCAAAAGAAGGAAGAAACCAAACAAGAGAAAAAUGAACCAACUGAAUCAUCAGCAACAGCAGCAACAACAGAAGAACAAAAGAAACAAGACAAUAAGAAAAAUGAAGAAGAACCACCCUCAGAAAUUGUCCUCAAAGUUGAUAUGCAUUGUGAAGCCUGUGCCAGAAAAGUCGCCCGAGCCCUGAAAGGCUUUCAAGGAGUGGAGAAUGUGACAACAGAUAGCAGAACAGGGAAGGUGGUAGUGAAAGGGAAAGGAGCAGACCCUUCAAAAGUGUGUGAGAGAUUACAGAAGAAAAGUGGCAGAAAAGUAGAGCUAAUUUCACCAUUGCCUAAACCUCCUGAAGAACAACCUAAAGAAGAUGAUAAACAGCCAAAGGAAGAGAAAAAGGAAGAGGCUCCUCCACCUCCAGCAGUGAUAACAGUGGUACUGAAUGUUCAGAUGCAUUGUGAGGCUUGUGCUCAAGUUUUAAGGAAGAGAAUCAGAAAGUUCAAAGGUGUAGAGUCUGUGGAAACAGAACUAGCCAACAAUCAGGUCAUCGUAAAAGGCAUUAUGGAUCCGACAAGGUUAAUCGAUCAUGUGUCAAAGAGAAGCAGAAGGCCAGCUUCCAUAGUAGUGAAGGAGGAAGAAAAGAAGGAAGAGGAGAAGAAGGAAGAGGAAAAACCAGCAGCUGAAGAGAAAGCAGAGGAGAAGAAAGAGACACGAGAAGAAGAAAAGGAAGAAGAUGAUAAGAAGUUUGAUAUCAAAAGGUUUGAGUAUUGGCCAUCAACCAAAUAUUACACCGAGUAUGCAUAUGUCCCUGAAAGGCUUUUCAGCGAUGAGAAUCCAAAUGCUUGUUCAAUAAUGUAGACUGCAAUUCCAUUGUGUAGUUGGCUCAAUUUGCCCGUCGUUUUGAACCUUCUGAGAUACUUUGUAAUUGUGUAAUGCAUGCAAAGGUUAAUGGUUAGUAUUAAUCUUUCCCAUGACUUCA